GGAGGAGAAUCGACGCUCUUGUGAUUCGGUUGGCGCUGUUCGAUCCUUGACAUCAGGUACUCAGUUACGUGACCCAAAAUAUCUGGGUUUCUGCAGAGGCAUUUUUUGUCAAUAUUCUGCUCUCAAAUUUCUCACUGUCAAAGGGCUACGCCAUAUUGCUAUCUUUAGAGUUCAAUGACGCUGAGUAGGAGAGGCGGAACUUCCUCACAUCAAUGCCGGAUACCGACAGGAUAGCUUCAGAAAUGAGUAUGUUGAAGGAGAAUGGCGACCAUCUCUUAAUUGAUGAGCACUCUGUCUUGCCUUCCACAGCUCAGCAACCACUUAAAGGCUGCCCGAGCGAUGCCGCCCCAAGAGGGGGCUCCAUCAGCACCGAAGAGACCUGGCAAGAUGGGCGAGCAGAUUCAAUCUGUCCCGAAAGGGAUGGUGAACUCCAUUGUAAACGCCCGGGGGAUGUGGCAUCAGCCUUCGAUAAGAGGAUCCUAUUGAGCGAAACCCCUUCUGGGCUUGGAGAGGUAGAAAGUUCUCUUGGGGUUCGGUGGGCUCCUCUUAGCAUUAGCCCGAGACGACGCUUUCAGACUUUAGUGGUCCUGUAUCACACCGUUUCCAUCGCUAUAUUUCUAACAGCUUUCUUCUUCUCCUGCGCCAUACCGUUAUUCUGGCCGCUUUUGCUGCCCUACCUUAUUUAUAUUUCGCUGUUUUCGAAGGUGGCCACUGACGGCUCUCUACGACGGCGGAGUCGGUUUCUGCGAUCGCUUAGGAUCUGGACGUAUUUCGCAGGAUACUUCCCGGCGAAGCUUCAUCGCUCCGAACUUCUUCCACCAACGAGAAAAUAUAUUUUCGGAUAUCAUCCCCAUGGGAUUAUAUCGCAUGGAGCCUUCGCAGCUUUUGCGACUGAAGCUCUCGGGUUCUCCGAGCUUUUUCCCGGUAUUACCAAUACCUUACUUACCCUAGAUUCUAAUUUCCGCCUCCCUUUCUAUCGCGAUUACGCUCUAGCUAUGGGUCUAGGAAGUGUGUCUCGCGAAUCCUGCGAAAACCUUCUCUCCAGGGGAGGCGCAGAUGGAGAGGGCAUGGGACGAGCAAUUACCAUUGUGGUUGGGGGUGCGCGUGAAUCUCUGGAUGCCCAGCCACACAUGAUUCGUCUAGUCUUAAAGCGACGCAAGGGCUUCAUCAAACUUGCCAUUCGCACAGGCGCAGAUCUUGUGCCGGUGCUGGCGUUCGGGGAGAACGAAUUAUAUAAACAAGUGGCGUCCGACCAACAUCCCCUCAUACAUAAAUUUCAGCUUCUAGUGAAGCGUACGAUGGGAUUCACGAUCCCUCUUUUCCAUGCCAGGGGCGUGUUCAACUAUGAUGUUGGAUUGAUGCCGUAUCGAAGGCCGUUAAAUAUUGUGGUCGGGAGACCGAUUCAAGUGAUGCAGGAACGAAACAAGGAUAACAUUGAAGAUGCGUACGUGGAUGAACUGCAUGCCAGAUAUGUCGCCGGUUUACAGAAACUAUGGGAGGAGUGGAAGGAUACGUUCGCAACGGAAAGGGCAUCGGAAUUGGAAAUUAACUGAUUAUCUUGAGUCAUGGGAUAUUAAAUGCCCAUUGUGUUUAAGUUGACUGUCUCUUUUCUAUGGUUAACCGUCCUGCGUUACAUAUUCAGCGCUCCUACCUGGUCAAAUCAAGGACUAAAAAAUAAUGGUUCUCGGCAAAUAUCCCACCAACAGGAACAGGGAGAUUUGCUGUUGUGGUAACCCCCAUCCCCCGGGGCACCCUAUUUAUUCCCGUCAUAUGGGACAGCGAGCCCAUUAAUGGGUGCCGUACGUACGUAUGUACAUACAUACCCAACAUACAGUGAGGGCUUGUUAUCUAGGACCGAUAACGUACCCGUCAGAUACUCCGUAUUUAACUACCAAAUAAAGCUUUGCCAAUGCAAGGGACCAUCCAC
Molecule: messenger RNA, 1927 nt
Organism: Coccidioides immitis RS
Lineage: Eukaryota; Fungi; Ascomycota; Eurotiomycetes; Onygenales; Onygenaceae
Product: diacylglycerol O-acyltransferase
Exons: 2
Coding region: 213-1553 (446 amino acids)
Biological process (GO): triglyceride biosynthetic process
Cellular component (GO): endoplasmic reticulum membrane
Molecular function (GO): diacylglycerol O-acyltransferase activity
Source: RefSeq, a predicted model, not a curated record